AGUCGCCAACAAUAAUUCUGCUCCUUCCUUCGUCUGCUUCUCCUUACACUCUUUCGUCCAAAAUUUCCUUAAUUUUUUUCUCUUCAUAUAUAUAUCCAUGUUGAGUCCUCUAUUCUUCAUUAAUUCAUCCCCUACACUAACAAAACAUCGAUCGAUAUAUCACCAUUUUCAAAUCCAUAUUAAGUAAUGGCUGCAAUGGGACGUGACUUGGUGUUCGAGGAUUUUUUCCCAUCCAUGGUGGAGAAACUGGGGUCGGAAGGGUUCUUGAACGAGCUCAAGAACGGGUUUCGGGUGCUGAUGGAUAAGGAGAGGGAAGUGAUUACGUUCGAGAGCUUGAAGAAGAAUUCGGCGUUGUUAGGGUUGGAAAAUAUGAAUGAUGAUGAGCUAAUGUGCAUGUUGAGAGAAGGGGAUUUGGAUGGAGAUGGUUGCUUGAAUGAGAGGGAAUUUUGUGUGCUAAUGGUAAGGUUGAGCCCUGAUUUGAUGGACAAAUCAAGAAUGUGGUUGGCUCAGAGUGUUGAAAAUGUGGUUUAAUGUUGGACUAGGAUUAUUAUUAGGCUAUGCUAGCUAGGCUCUAUGAAUUAGUACCAUGUUGUUUUUUCCCUUUUUAUCUGUCUCUAGUUUAAUUUAUUAGUACUGUAGUUCAUUGUUAUGGUUCUUUGGUUUUUGCCAUCGUUAAUGUGGUUUCUUGAAAACUCAAUGAAUUGUUGGUUGCUAAUC
Messenger RNA from Lycium barbarum (goji berry), 717 nucleotides. Its product is annotated as calcium-binding protein KRP1-like. NCBI's taxonomy places the organism in Eukaryota, Viridiplantae, Streptophyta, Magnoliopsida, Solanales, Solanaceae. The transcript has a single exon. The coding region runs from base 187 to 531 and encodes 114 amino acids. The record is from RefSeq and is a predicted model, not a curated record. Gene Ontology annotation, molecular function: calcium ion binding.